ACUCAUACUUACACUCUUCAGAACAAACUUCAGGGAUCACAUUCAGAAUGAGGGUUCUGCUCGUUGUUGCCGCUCUUGUGGUUGUGGCCGGUGCAGCCAGUGUCUCUCUGGAGGACAUGGAGUUCCACAGCUGGAAAAUUAAGUUUGGGAGGAAUUAUGGUUCUGAAGAAGAGGAGUCUCAGCGUAAAAUGACCUGGUUGGCCAAUCGUAAGCUGGUUCUGGAACACAACAUGCUGGCUGACCAGGGCCUUAAAAGCUACAGACUGGGCAUGAACCACUUUGCGGACAUGGACAAUCAAGAGUAUCAGGACAAGUUUGCAAACUGCCUGAAACCCUUCAACCGGAAUAAGACCAACCCUGCUCCUGCAUUUCACAGACCAGCAGUUGGCGCUGCUGUGCCUGAGGAAGUGGACUGGAGGGAUCUGGGCUAUGUGACAGAGAUUAAGAACCAGGAGCAAUGUGGCUCCUGUUGGGCCUUCAGUUCAGUGGGGGCGCUGGAGGGUCAGAUGUUCCGGAAGACUGGGAAGCUGGUACCCCUCAGUGAGCAGCAGCUGGUGGACUGCUCCUUCCUUUAUGGAAACCUUGGAUGUGAGGGGGGUUUAAUGGAGGAGGCUUUUGAGUACAUCAUGCACAAUGGAGGUCUGGAGGCAGAAAGUACCUACCCUUAUGAGGCUGAGGAAAAGAUGUGCAGGUUUAAGCAGCAUGAAGCCGUUGCCUAUUGCAGCAGUUACGCGCAUCUGCCCGAAGGAGACGAGAUGGCCUUGAUGUCCGCCGUGUCCGUGAUCGGACCUGUUGCUGUAGCCAUAGAUGCCGGCCGUCACACCUUCCAGCUCUACGCCUCUGGUGUGUAUGAUGAUCCGUACUGCAGCAAGCGUUUGUCAAAUCAUGCAGUCCUGGUUGUUGGUUAUGGCUUUGACAUGGAACAAGGGGAUUACUGGCUGGUCAAGAACAGCUGGAGUACUGUCUGGGGUGAUAAGGGCUACAUCAAGAUGUCCCGGAACAAGAGGAACCAGUGCGGUAUUGCCUCAUACGCCGUCUACCCUGUGGUUUAGAGAUCGAGGCUCAGUGAAGGGUGUCUCCAGUCUGAGCACCAGCUGAAGGACUCCACCACCAGUGUGUGGCAGAACUACAGCGGCUCUGUGAACACAGCAUCUACAGCUGCUGCUGAAUUUUCUUUUUAUUAUGUGUAUUUCUUAUCCUUUAACUUUUCUCUUUUCAGAACUUCACGUUCACUCUGUAAAGCAACAUAUAAAACCAGAUUAAAAAAUAAACUAUAAGCAUUCCCUAAA
Molecule: messenger RNA, 1289 nt
Organism: Astyanax mexicanus (Mexican tetra)
Lineage: Eukaryota; Metazoa; Chordata; Actinopteri; Characiformes; Acestrorhamphidae
Product: procathepsin L
Exons: 9
Coding region: 48-1052 (334 amino acids)
Biological process (GO): immune response
Cellular component (GO): lysosome
Molecular function (GO): cysteine-type endopeptidase activity
Source: RefSeq, a predicted model, not a curated record